Messenger RNA from Peronospora matthiolae, 2037 nucleotides. The record is from the annotation of a GenBank genome assembly. NCBI's taxonomy places the organism in Eukaryota, Oomycota, Peronosporomycetes, Peronosporales, Peronosporaceae.
AUGACGGCAAUCUACGUCAAGAACCGCCUGCCGUCGCCUAAAGUUAUGCACAAUACUCCGUUCGAGAUUGUCCACAACUCCAAGCCAAGUGUCAAGCACAUGCGGGUGUUCGGUUGUCAGAUUUACAUACUGACACCGAAGGAGAAGCGGCUCAAGUGGGACCCCAAGGCUCGCACUGGGAUAUUCUUGGGCUACGAAGAAGCCUUCAAAGCGUACCGCGUUUAUGAAAUCAGGGAGAGGAAGGUGGUCAUCAGUAGCGAUGUCAACUUUGAUGAGUCCGCCUUUGGACUUUCGCCGUUAACCACCGCUAAAGACGCCGAUGACAUUGACUUCGACUCCCUCAAUCUGGAUGAUGAAGUGCCAGGUCAAGCGCAGUACAAGCAAACAGGCAAGCGCAAUAGUCGUCCCCAUGAUGAAGGAGUACCAGCUCCACCCACGCGCACAGUGCGUCAAUGGCCUGGAUUAGAAGAAUCAAGUGCGCCAGACAAUCACACGAACCACCAAGAAGAAGAUGAAGAAACAAAGAGUGCUGAUGCAUCGACUCCGCCUGUGUUUUGGCGUGCGAGUGCGAACGCCAUCGAAACAGCAGUGGACUUAUCCGAGCCAUCAACUUUUGAAGCUGCGGUGAGCGGUCCUGAUCAAGUGCAUUGUCGCGAAGCUAUCCGUGCGGAGCGAGAGUCGAUGCGACUUCGUGAAGUAUUCCGCGCAGCCAAGCUACCUAAAGGACAUUGCGCCAUUGGCACGAAGUGGGUCUUCAAGAUCAAGCGCAAAGCGGACGGAUCAAUUGACAAGUACAAGGCGCGUCUUGUGGCAAAGGGUUUCAAGCAACAAUAUAGGAUGGACUACACGGAAACAUUCUCGCCCGUCGUCAAGUACGUGACGGUGCGCAUGGUGAUUGCAGUCGCCAAGUAUUUCGGAUGGACCAUCGACCAACUCAACGUGGUGACGGCAUUCCUGUAUGGUGUCAUGAAGGAACAAGUUUUUUGCGUCAUCCCUGAAGGCGUGGAGUUGGAGGGCUCCUUCGAUUGUCUGGGGUUGGUGAAGUCAAUCUACGGACUCAAGCAAGCGUCGCGUGCAUGGAACGAAACUUUUGACGAGUUCGUGUGUGCUAUUGGAUUCCAAGCGUCAAGCCUCGACCCGUGUCUCUACGUAAGGAUCGUGGAAGGGCAAUGCGUGCUGCUGCUGGUGUAUGUGGAUGAUGUGUUGAUCACCGGUAGCUCAUGCGAGCUAAUUGCACGCACCAAGACCGACCUGAAGACACGAUUCGAGAUGACUGACAGCGGCAAGUGUGCAUUUGUGCUUGGAAUCGAGCUUUUGGACGGCGCAGAUGGAAGUGUGACACUAUGUCAGCGUCGGUAUGUAGAUGACAGACUCAAGCGCUUUGGCAUGGAUGAUUGCAAGGCCGUCGCAAGUCCAGUCGACAUGAGCUCUCGACUUAUUUCAAGUGAUGCAGCCACCAAGGUCGAUGCUCCUUUUCGCGAAGCUGUUGGUGCGUUGAUGCACCUGACCACUGCAACGCGCCCGGAUGUUGCGUUCGCCCGCAUCUUCCGCUACCUGCAAGGCACCAAGAUGCACGGAAUCUGCUACAAGCCAAAUGCGAAGAUCGACUUUCGUGGCUACUCGGAUGCAGACAGGGCCGGUGACCUCGCUGAUCGCAAGUCGACGUCUGGCUACGUAUUCAUGCUGUUGGGUGCGCCAGUGAGUUGGGGCAGCAAGAAACAGCCAAGUGUUUCGCUGUCCACGACUGAAGCUGAAUACAUCGCACUCAGCUUGGCGAUUCAAGAGGGCAAGUGGAUUCAUCGUCUGCUUUACAAUCAGUCGUGUAUCAAGAUGACAAAGAACCCGGUCAACCACGGCCGUGCCAAGCACAUUGAUAUAAAGUAUCAUCACAUCCGUGAUGAGGUAAAGCGAGGUGCAGUGAAGCUCAAGUACUGUGAAACUGCGGUGAUGUUAGAGGACAUCAUGACGAAGGGACUUCACGGGCCACGCCGCAAGGAGAUGACGGCGACUCUCGGGAUUCGUGCGUGUUCGCAUUGA